UGCUACUCCGUACUUGCUAUAGCCACAUUUAAUUUCUUAGCCAUUCUCAGCACGCUAAGCAAUAGUAUUUCAUAUAUGGUUCAAUCAAAACGUAAUUGUGAUCGAAUAUUCUUUUUGAGUAUAUGCUAAAAAGAAACACAUAAUUUCGGGAAUAUGGGUUCAUGUUUCGUUUCCCAACACAUAACUUUGAUCAUCGUGUUGUUAGCUGUUUGGUUGUCCAACGGCGAGGAUCCAAAAUAUGCAGCAUGCUCUUUACCAUUUUCAUGUGGGAAGAUACGAAAUGUAGGGUACCCGUUUUGGUCAGACGAUAGGCCUGAGUACUGUGGGGUCCCACAAUUCAAGCUCAGGUGUCAUGAUGUUACAAUUAAUGAUGAGUACCCUAAGAUGAAUGUAUUCAGUGGUACUGAAAACAUUAGAUUUCGUGUGUUUGGGAUCAAUACAUCUUCCCACAGCAUGGUUGUUUCCCUAGAUAAAAGUUGUGUUUGGGAGAAGGGUAAUAAAACCUUCCUUUACCCUACAGUGAACCCAGAAGCUUAUCGGAACAUAAGCUUAUUUUAUGGAUGCGGUGAUCAUUGCGCCACCUCCAAUUCUUUCAAAUGCAAUCGCUAUGAUGGUUCCGAACAAGACACUGUUUAUUACUUUGAUGAUCCAACAGAUACCAGCAGCAAAGGUAGUAAGCCGUGCUCGUGCCGGAGCAAUGUUACUUUUCCGGUGGAUAAGAGAGUGUUCGAAGAGCUCAGAUCAAGCACAAAGGCUUCGUUGUGGAGUGUGUUGAACAAGUGGCCUAAUAUCACGAUACAGUACAAGGUCAACUUCACGGCCUGUUCUGACUGUGAGAGGUCUGGUGGCAGAUGCGGAUCAUCAGAGGUUGCAUCACCAGACUCUGCAUCUUCAAAAUAUCAGUUUUCUUGUUAUUGCCCAGAUGGAAAUGGAACUCAUUCACUAGUAUGUCCUCAUCAUCAACCAAUGCCAUUAUUCACUCCAAAAGUUAAGAGUAAAAAACUGGGGAAAGCUCUGGGAUUAGGUGUUGGAGGUUUAUUUGUUCUUAUAGCAGCAAUCACAGGCAUCUGGUACCUGAACAAGUCAAAAUCUGAUAAGACCAGGAGUGCCUCUCUUGACAGUAGUGAAUCAGACCUCGAAGAAGGAAGCAAAUACUGUGGUGUCUCACUCUUCUCCUACAGAGAACUCGUAGCAGCUACUGAUAAUUUUGAUCAAUCUAAAGAACUUGGCAGUGGUGGCUUUGGAACUGUUUAUCAUGGGAAGCUAAAAGAUGGAAGAGAAGUAGCAGUAAAACGUCUCUAUGAAAAGAACCACAAAAGAAUGGCACAAUUCAUGAACGAAGUUCAAAUACUAACUGGUUUAAGACACAAAAACCUUGUGUCUAUCUACGGUUGCACUUCCCCUGCUCAUUGCAAAGAACUCCUCCUCGUGUACGAGUACGUUGAAAAUGGCACAGUAGCUGAUCACCUCUACGGUGAAAACACAACAUCAGGACUAUUACUACUUCCAUGGCCUAUUCGUAUGAGGAUUGCAAUAGAAACAGCCACUGCACUCUCCUACUUACACGCUUCUGAUAUCAUACACCGCGAUGUUAAAACCAACAACAUUCUCCUUGACAGCAACUUCAGUGUCAAAGUUGCUGAUUUCGGGCUUUCAAGACUCUUCCCAACGGAUAAAACUCAUGUCUCAACAGCACCACAGGGGACUCCUGGGUACUUAGACCCAGAGUAUCACCAGUGUUACCGACUGACAGACAAGAGUGAUGUUUACAGCUUCGGAGUAGUCCUUGUUGAGCUCAUUUCUUCAUUGCCUGCAAUCGACAUGGACAGGCAAAGACUUGAGAUAAACUUGUCAAACUAUGCAAUGAACAGGAUCCAACGUUGUGCAUUUGAUGAGUUGGUAGACCCACAACUUGGUUCCGCGUUAGAUUUUAAGGUCAGAAGGAUGACUAUUUCAGUGGCAGAGCUCGCGUUCCAGUGCCUGCAACAUGACAAGGGAUUUAGGCCAUCAAUGAAUGAGGUUCUAGAGGCUCUUUUGAGGAUACAAGGAGCUGAUUAUGAAGCAUUGCAGUCAAAAGAAAUGGCUAAAAUGCAUACUAGUAACCCACCAUUGCCUUCCCCUACAGAGGAAGAUCAUGCGCGACUGUUGAGUAAUCAUCAGCUACAUCCGCUUUCCCCGAUGUCUGUCAUGGAUUCAUGGGUAAGUGGAUCAACUAUGUCAAGCAACAGCAAGUAAGGCGUAACUUCUAUUUUGGGGAGACACACUAAUUACUACUCCCUCCGUUCCUAUUUAAGUGUCCAGUUCCCAUAAAUAGCGUUCCCUUAUAAGUGUUCAGUUUCCAUUUUUGUGCAUACAUUUUUCUCAUUUUUCUAUACACUUUUCCCACUUUUCCACGCACUUUUCCCACUUUUCCAUAAAUCAUUAUUACUUUUUCUUACACAUUCUACAUUUUUUCCCACUUUUCAAUCCCCACAUCUUUUUUAUUUGUACUUUAAACAUUAAACAAUUAAAAAUUUUUUUCCUUUCAAAUAAAAAAAAACACUCUCAAUCAUUACCACUUACACACAAUUCAGUUUUAUUAAAAACCGCAUAAAUAUCCAAAGUGGACACUUAAAUAGAAACUGAGAAUUGCUUAGCACAUUGCUUAGCCUAUCUUCAACAAGUAUAUAUGAAAAUUGAAAGUAGUAGACACAAUGUAAGACACUUCAUUUAGUUGAAUGUACAACUAAUGCGGGAUAUAUAGGCCCUGUUUGGUGCAAACUGAGGGAGUACUCCGUCUCAUAUUACUUUGCACAAUUUACUAAAAAUUUGCGGGUGUUGGAUAUAAUGCAAAGUAUAAAUUUUAAACACUACUCGGGUGUAUAAUCCAAAUUUGCAGGUGUUGGAGUAUCAUUUAAUUUUGUGAAAAUGGAUUUGUCCCAAAUGUUGGUUUUCAAGCUACUAGUUAAAGGAAAUGUGGUUGUCCCACAUUGAAGGAAAAAAGAGGUUAUCCCUUGUAUUGUUUUUUUUUUUGGUGCAAAUGAGCCGCAAGGGCAAUAUAAAUUACAAAUGGGGGCGGGGGAAUUCGAUUCUGAGACCUAUUAUACAGGGUCCCUCAGUCUUAACCACUAGGCCAAGACAUCAUUGAUAGGUUAUCCCUUGUUUAAAUAGUGUACUCCCUCCAUUCCUUUUUGUUCUUCCCAUUUCCUUUUUUAGCAUUUCUUUUUGUUCUUCCCCUACUGAAUCUUUACUAUUUUUGGCCAUAGUUUUUUUACCAAUUUACCCUAAGAUUCCCCACUAUUUACAAAAAAUACCCUAAGAUUCUACCCUUUCCCACCCACUUUUACCCCACCCACCUUAUUUAAUUAAUUAACCUAACCCUACCCCCCCUCCCUUUAUUACCCGUCCCUAUCUCACAAUCCCUCCCUCACCUCUCAUUCUGAUUUCUCUCUCUCACCUCUUCGGAUCUCUCUCUCUCUCUUAUUUCACUCUCUCUCUCUCUUAAAAUUCCUCCCCUGUUCUUGAGAAAACCCUAGGUUUUCCGCCUCUGAUCUGGGUUUCCUCUCCAAAUCUCGCAAAUCUGAAACGUUUUCGCAGAAAAACGUUCAUAAAAAUUACUCGGAAUCAUUUUCCGAUCAGAUCCCCUCUAUUUUUGUCCCCUUUUUGGUCCCUAAUCGUCGCUGAUCUCUGUUUUUCUGGUACUUUAUGGGUUCUUCUUUGUCUAGAACUCGAGGUGAUUCUGGGGUGGGAACUUCUGGUCAAAGAAUCCCCGAUUCCAACUGUGAUUGGGGAUCCAAGUGCAACUGUCCCAAUAACGAGCAUUCCUACUCCGCCGAAUAUAAAAACAAUCUGUAUUUGGCCCAAAAAGAAAAUACGAGUACUCGAAACUAUUUGGAAGAAUGGUUUCGGAAGAGGGAAGUGGAGCCAGGAGAGGAGGUUGAGUCAAAAUAUGACGAUCGGAAACCCACUCCCUCAGAUCUGCGUUUUUUCGGUGAAGGAGAUUCCGAUGAGGAACCAAGUGGGUCUGAUUCAUUUGAUCUGGUGUAUGUUGGAGAGUGUGAAAAUGAGAAUGGUGAUGCUGUUGGGUCUCCAGGACAACUUUCAUCUGGUUAUCCCUCCUCAAAGAAAGGAGAAAAGGGAAAAAAAUCGGCUUCAGCAUCUGAUGAUGCUUAGAUAAGUCUGUCUCCUUUCUCCCUUUUUUCAUUUUAUUGAAUGCUGGCUAGCUGUGGAGUCAUAAGGUGGAUGCCAACAACUGUGAUCUGUUGUUGGCCAGGGGUGUUGUUGUUUGGAUGAUGAUGUUGUGAUUAGUUGUAUGGAUGUUGAUGUUAGAUAUUUUAAGUUAUGAUAUUGAUAUUGAUAAUGAUGAUUGGAUGAUGGUGUUUCCAUAUGGUUAUGAAAUUUUGUGGAAUGUUGUCUGUGUGAUGAACAUGAUUUGAUGGCUUAAUGUCCCCUGUUUUAUGGUAUGUUUUGUGUAUGAUAAAUAUGAUGCUUUGGUGAGUAUGAGAUUUGAUCAGUAUAACUAUGUUUUGGAUUAGUAAAGGCAUGAAAUGAAUAUAAUUUGGGGAUAGGGUUUGAGUUAUUUCAGUCCUCUCACUGUGGCCUGGUGUUGAAUGCUUAAUGUCCAAGCAUGUCCCUUUAGGAUACAAUAAUGUCCCUUUAUUUAUUGUGAUCGAUGAUGAGUCUUUUUUUUGCUGAGGAACAAGUCCAACUAACCACAAAUGCUCGUGCUGCCAUUAGUAUCAGUAAUGAUAUUUCUCGGGCGCUAAGUGUUUGUGGUUUGGAGUUGUUUUAAUGAUGCUUGGGGACAUUCUGAGAUCAAUAUUAGGAGGUUUGUGAUCUUCAAUGAUGUGAUUGUUGAUAUUCUGAGAUCUUUGUUUUGAUAAUUGUCCUUUAACUUCUUUUGUCGAACGGAGUGAAUGUCAUUUCACACAAUGGAAUGUGAAUAUCAAUCAUUCCGUUCGGCGGAAGAAUGUUAAAGAUAUGAUAGUAUUGAAACUACUUGAUCAAUGAUGUGUGUCAAUAUGUCUGAGAAAUGAAACCCUACAUGUUAAUGAUCUGUUUAAUGCUUCAUGUCCCAUUAAUCAGUGGAGGUCUGUGAUGAGUCUUUCAUUUGAUGAGGUUCAAACCCUAUGUUUUGAUCAGUUCAUGGUGAUCUGAUGCAUUGUUGAUUGUUAUUGUUAUGCUUGAUCUGUGAUGAGUCUUUCAUUUGCUGAGACUCAAACCCAAUGUUCCAAUAACACUUGUGCACCAUUAGCAUCAUUGAUGCUCUUCCGGAGCUAAGUGUUAGGGGAUAGGGUUUGUGUCAAUGAUGCUUGGGGACAUUCUGAGAUCUUAUGUCAGGUUAGA
Spinacia oleracea (spinach) is the source of this 5325-nucleotide messenger RNA. RefSeq names its product LEAF RUST 10 DISEASE-RESISTANCE proteinUS RECEPTOR-LIKE PROTEIN KINASE-like 1.2. The coding region runs from base 154 to 2235 and encodes 693 amino acids. Gene Ontology annotation, molecular function: protein kinase activity; ATP binding; polysaccharide binding. The record is from RefSeq and is a predicted model, not a curated record. NCBI's taxonomy places the organism in Eukaryota, Viridiplantae, Streptophyta, Magnoliopsida, Caryophyllales, Amaranthaceae. Gene Ontology annotation, biological process: protein phosphorylation. The transcript is spliced from 5 exons.